Molecule: messenger RNA, 1916 nt
Organism: Exaiptasia diaphana
Lineage: Eukaryota; Metazoa; Cnidaria; Anthozoa; Actiniaria; Aiptasiidae
Product: coiled-coil domain-containing protein 51
Exons: 2
Coding region: 63-1385 (440 amino acids)
Source: RefSeq, a predicted model, not a curated record
GAUGGCGGACGUCCAGAGCUUUCCAUGUUAAUCCGAAAACGCGUUAAAAUCCUCAUGAUAGGAUGCUGAAAUUAGGACAGAGUAGGCUAACCUGUUUAGCAAUUUCAAAUUCUAGAAACUCCUUGAUGAAUGGCUUAAAUAUCUUUAGAUGUAUCACAGGAAAUUCUAGUAAUGAUGUAGAGCCAAACCCAUCAGAGAAACGUGACAGAGGCCCUCCUGGCAAAAUACUACACAGAGUGUCUAAAACCUUAGCUGAUGUCCCUGUUAAAGUGCAAAAUAAGAGUUCAAAUCUAGCUAAAGCAUCUCUUCAAAAGAUAUCAGGAUCUGUUAGUGCCUUUGAUGAUUUAUUGGGUAUUUCCGCUGUCAGAGAAGCCCAAAUGAAAGUUCGCGAAGCUGAARACUUGUUCAUGAAUUUCAGGAAAGUUGUGCAAGAAGCAGAAAAAGACCUUGAACGUGUACGCACGCAGUUGAAUGAUGUGCGCAAGAGGCUUGACCGCGUAUCUAGGGACGAUGAGCGAUACUUGUCCUUAGCUACUGAAGAGCACACUAUACUUUUGGAAGAGAAAAGGCUGAGGGCUGCCCUCAAAGACUGUGAGAAUAAAGAAAGAGAUCAGUUUGCAGUGCUGUCUGGGAUAGUUCGUGAGUCCCACGAGAAAGAGAGAGAACGUGUGGAAAGGACAAAGCAUUGGUCAGUGGUUGGAUCAAUUGUUGGAGCUGCUAUUGGUGUAAUUAGCUCUUCAGUGAUUAAUUAUAUAAGACUAAAGGAAGUCAAAAGCUCUGUCAAAGGGACUGGAGAAGAACUCAUGGAAAGAUCCUCUGAAAUACUAAAUGUUGUCUCAUCUCAAGACUCUAAAUUAGCUGCUAAUAGCACUGAAAUCAAAGAAGCCUUAGAAGCACAUCGUCAAGAAGUUAAUGAUAAACUCAGUGAUGUGCGAGACUCCAUAGAUACUUAUACUUUAAGUGCAUCUAUAAGUUCUGAUGCUGGUACCGUUGAAGCUGGAAUCAGUCUGAAAUCGCUAACUGCACAACUUAGAGAACUUGUGCAACUUCAACUUGCACGUGAACGGGAGAAGGUAGAAGGAGCUGAGCCAUCAAACAUCCCAAACUUUAUUCAGAAUCAGAUAAAUAAUCUCAAAGAGGAAAAUAGAAAUCAUUUUGCAGAGCUGYUUGUUGGUCUUAAAAGUUUAGAUACAAAGAUGGGACUUGGGAAGAAUAAAGCCAUUGAGGAAUCAAAUGAAACAUCUUUUCAUCAUUCAGACCAARUAACUGAGAAAUACAUCACAGACUUACAGCAAGCUCAAAAUUGGUCAAAGGCGCAAGUUAUUACAUCAGUAGCCAGUAUUACUGCAACCUUGAUUCUAAUUGUUUACGAUUUUAUGAAGUGAAGAACACAGAUCAACUUGUUGCAAAAAAACUUUCGUCUGGAACUCCGGAUUUAGAGUAUGGUAAUGAAAAGAGUGUUGUCUGUGAUAGUGGUAGUAAUGUUAGGGUUUUCCAAUGAUUGUGGAAGUGCUUUUUAAAGAACAAUCUGCAUGUAAUUCAAAAUGAUUUUAAUCAAUAUUUAGACAGUCGAUUUUCGAAUUGGACAAUGCCAGUAUGGAUACGGCAGUAAUUUUCCAAAGUCUUUGAAAAUGUAUUGAUAAUGAUAGACUUCGGACUCUUUUAUUCUAAUUCCUCAUUAAAAAAGCAGAAAAAGUACAGAGAAUGAUUGAAGGAUGAUUGUAGAUGGCAUUUAUCAAACAAUUUAACCAGGCCUGAUGAGAAUGCCUUGUCCACGCGAAGCCGGAAAGUUUUACUUCCGCAGCUCUAUCAAUAAUUCCUCAACUCUGUUAUUUGUGUGAUAACCACUUGCAUUUGUAUACACCUAUUUCAAAAAAUGUUGUCGUCGCCAGGACACAGUCCACGGUCUUGAGCCU